This is a messenger RNA of Ipomoea nil (Japanese morning glory), 785 nucleotides long. Its product is annotated as protein TPX2-like. The record is from RefSeq and is a predicted model, not a curated record. The transcript has 7 exons. Gene Ontology annotation, molecular function: microtubule binding; protein kinase activator activity. Lineage: Eukaryota; Viridiplantae; Streptophyta; Magnoliopsida; Solanales; Convolvulaceae. Gene Ontology annotation, cellular component: nuclear microtubule; mitotic spindle. Bases 348 to 776 code for a protein of 142 amino acids. Gene Ontology annotation, biological process: regulation of mitotic spindle organization; mitotic spindle assembly; activation of protein kinase activity.
GAGGAUCGUGAUGCUUCCAUUGAAGCCUUUAACAAGCCAGGAUGUGAGAAAUUUGCAACCAUGGUGGUGGCUUCGUCUCUUCUCACUAUGGAUCUGGAACACAUAUGAAAAUUAUUACAUCUGAAACUCCAAAUUUUGCUCAAUAAAAUCAAGCUAUAAGGAGGCAAAAACUUGAAGGGAGGGGAAAGCUCGACAGUUUUGCUUAUAUCCUUAGCAUCAGACCCCAAUCUUUGCUUCAUAAAACAAGACCUAGGAAAUUUACCUGCAACUUGUUCACUUCAACUGCUGAAACACGUACAGAAGACAGAAAGAUUCAUGUUCGAGAACCAGCAGCCCCAUUUAUUUCAAUGGCAGAAAUGAUGAAGAAGUUCGAAUCUAGUACAAGGGAGAUGACAAGGCCCAAGGAACCUGAACUUGAAACAGCUCAACGUUACCGUCCAGUAAAACUUAAGAGCUCAGCUGAGUUGGAAGAAGAAAUGAUGGCAAAAUUCCCCAAGUUUAAGGUUCGCCCUCUAAAUAAGAAGAUUUAUGUUCGAGAACGAGCAGCCCCAUUUAUUUCAAUGGCAGAAAUGAUGAGGAAGUUUGAAUCUAGUACAAGUCAGAUGUCAAUGCCACACAUGAAUUGUUCCAUGUUACAUGAUGGUAUGGCUGGAUCAGUGCAGAGGAAGCCUAAGCUUACACUGACAAGGCCUAAGGAUCCUGAACUUGAAGCAGCUCAACGUUACUGUCCAGUAAAGCUUAUGAGCUCAGCUCAGCUCAUAAUCUACUACUCUUAACUCUAUUUU